CCAACCCUAAAAUUGACAAUCUUCCCCCGCAAUUUUGCCCUCAUACAAAUUGGGCCAUUUUCCCUUCUCUUUCCCUCCAUUGCCUCACUCUCUCUCUCUUGAUUUCGAGUCUUCUCAAACACACUUUCACACCCCAAACACUCUCAUUUGCUUCUUCUUCUUCUUUCAAUUCACUCUCAAAACCAACAAAUCGGUCAAUUAUGGGCAAGUACAUGAAGAAAUCCAAAGUCUCCGCCGCCGUCAUCAUGGACUCCACCGCCGUCGGCGUCCGCACCAGAGCCAGAACCCUCGCUCUCCAGAAAUCUCCGCCUCCCUCGCCGUCACAAUCCGACUCCUCCGCCUACCUCCAGCUCCGCAGCCGCCGCCUCCUCAAGGCUCCGCCGCUUCCCCGCCGGCAAACCGCCGUUGCUGAUUCGCCCAAAACGUCGUCGUCGCAGGGUGCCGAGAAAUUGGGACCGGAAGAGGAGAAUGUCGAUGUGGCUAUGGAAGGUUCGUUCGGUGAAAAUCUGUUGGAGCUUGAAGGCAGAGAUAGAAGCACCAGAGAAAGCACACCUUGUAGUUUAAUAAGGAGUUCAAGUGGCACUCAUACCCCAGGUUCAACCACAAGGCAAAGGACGAACCAAAUAGUUCAUCAACAGAUUCAAAGAAAUAUUCCAACUGCUCGAGAAAUGGAUGAGUUCUUCGCUGAAGCCGAGAAGCAACAACAAAAGGAUUUUAUGGACAAGUACAAUUUCGACAUUGUCAAUGAUGUACCUUUGCCUGGACGGUACGAAUGGGUAUCAUGCAGUGCUGACUUGUAAUUUAACAGCUAGCAGCUUUUACUAACCAUUCAGUUUAGCAGUUUAAAGUGUCUUUCUGUUUUCAUAGUUUCUGGGUCAUCUUUUCAGUAGGGACUAAUUAUGAUGUGGAGAGUCGAUGUAGAGAUUGCUUAACCUUCUAUUAGAGAUAGAGACCAUCUUUUUUAUCUAUGACCCACAAGGAUCGUCUCUAAAUCUAAUGUGUCAUAGACGGGUUUAAACCCAAGUUACAUGAUAACCAGAUGAUAAAUGCGCAACGACCUGGAUUGCAUCUUUGUUUUGAA
This is a messenger RNA of Lotus japonicus, 1081 nucleotides long. RefSeq names its product cyclin-dependent kinase inhibitor 5-like. Gene Ontology annotation, cellular component: nucleus. The transcript is spliced from 3 exons. Gene Ontology annotation, biological process: negative regulation of cyclin-dependent protein serine/threonine kinase activity. The record is from RefSeq and is a predicted model, not a curated record. The coding region runs from base 201 to 800 and encodes 199 amino acids. Gene Ontology annotation, molecular function: cyclin-dependent protein serine/threonine kinase inhibitor activity. Lineage: Eukaryota; Viridiplantae; Streptophyta; Magnoliopsida; Fabales; Fabaceae.